GCUGCAGGAAGGUGAGGCCGGGGCGGAACCGAGGCGAGGGUCGGCCAGCUCCGGGGUUAAACUGGCAAACUGGCGGGCCAGACCGCUCCACGCCUGCCGCCCUGCGAUGGGUCCGCUACGUCCGGAGGCGUCCAGAAUGCUGCUGCUCUUCCUGCUGCUGCUGCUGCUGCUGGGGUCUGGACCGGUACCCGUUGCGACAUCCAGAAGGUCACAUGUGUUCCCACGUGGGAUAAAGGAGCUGGCAGACACUGUGACUUGUGUGGGACCCCGACCUCCCAUAGUCUAUAUGCAGUAUGGCUGUUUCUGUGGCCUGGGAGGCCAUGGGCAGCCCCGGGACAGCAUCGACUGGUGCUGCUACCACCAUGACUGCUGCUAUGCUCUCGCCGAGGAGGCUGGCUGCAGCCCCAAGAUGGGCAGCUACCCCUGGAAGUGUGUCGAUAACCAGGUCCAGUGCGCGUGCACUCAACAGGGGACCCGGCACGGAGCCUCAGCGCGGGAGACAGAGGGCCCCAGCCUCGGGCCCGGGGGCAAUGAGCACAGCUCUGGCGGACCCUGAGCCCCAGGCCGAGAAGUAACUGCUCUUCCAAUCCUUCUAACGGACCUGCGGAGAACAAGUGCCAAGAACUCAUGUGUGAGUGUGACAGGAACAUCGCUUACUGCCUCGCUGAGGCUGAGUACAACCUCAAGUAUUUAUUCUACCCGCACUUCCUGUGUGAGCAGGAGUCUCCCACUUGUGACCAACCAACCUGAUGUGACAU
Molecule: messenger RNA, 758 nt
Organism: Heterocephalus glaber (naked mole-rat)
Lineage: Eukaryota; Metazoa; Chordata; Mammalia; Rodentia; Bathyergidae
Gene: Pla2g10
Product: phospholipase A2 group X
Biological process (GO): phospholipid metabolic process; arachidonate secretion; lipid catabolic process
Molecular function (GO): phospholipid binding; calcium ion binding
Source: RefSeq, a predicted model, not a curated record